AUGCCUAUGAUCAUCGAGAAAGAGGAUUCGGCCCUCGAGCCGAUUGCCAUUGUUGGCAUGGCAUGUCGCCUGCCCGGCUCUGUGGACUCAGCAUCCAAGUUUUGGGAGACCUUGCGUGACAAGAAAUCCGUUAGAACACCCAGGGUACCUAGUAACCGGUUCAAUAUCGACGCUCACUACCACCCCGACCUUUCGCGCCCAGGCUCUUUCUCCGCCUUGGGAGGCUACUUCCUCGAUGGAAAUCCUGUGGAUUUCGACCCAAGCUUUUUCAACAUGACCCCUAUUGAGGCGCAGUGGCUGGACCCACAACAGCGCAAGAUACUCGAGGUCUGCUACGAGGUGUUUGAGAAUGCCGGUAUCCCCUUGGACAAGGUCGCCGGAUCCAACACCGGCGUCUACGUCGCUAGCUUUACCAGCGACUACCAGCAGAUGUCGAUCUUUGAGCGUGACUUCAGGCACAACUACGCUGCUACUGGCGUGGACCCAGGCAUCAUCAGUAAUCGUGUUAAUAACGCGUUUAAUCUGAGCGGUCCCAGUUGUAUCAUCAACACGGCCUGUUCUUCGUCCGUGUAUGGUAUCCACAACGCCUGUCAUGCUCUGCGAGCCCGCGACUGCGACGCCGCUGUUGCUGCUGGUGUCAACUUGAUCAUGAUUGUGGAUCAACACAUGAAUACUGCCAAGUUGGGAGUUCUCUCUCCCACCUCCGAAUGUCACACCUUCGAUGCGCGCGCUGACGGCUAUGGUCGUGCUGAGGGUAUCGGUGCUUUGUAUCUUAAGCGGCUCUCGGACGCUAUCACGGAUGGAGACGUGAUUCGUGGCGUCAUUCGAUCAUCUGCUGUCAAUACCAACGGCAAAGUUGAAGGCAUGGGUAUCACCUACCCCAACGCCCUGGGGCAGGAGCGCGUUCUCCGUCACGCAUAUAAGAGGGCAAACCUUGAUCCCAACAAGACGGCCUAUCUUGAAUGCCACGGCACCGGGACUCCUACCGGUGACCCCAUUGAGGUAAAAGCUGUUUCGAUGGGUAUGAACGACACGCGCAAUGCCGAUGAACCCUUGCUCUUGGGUGCUGCGAAGGCCAACAUCGGUCACAGCGAAGCUGCCUCCGGUAUCUUUGCUGCGAUGAAAGCGGCUCUUAUGACUGAAGAAGCCUUGAUCCCCGGUGUCUAUGGUUUCGAGACACUCAACCCCAACAUCAAAGCCGAAGACUGGAAUGUCAAGAUUGUAAAAGACCUGAUGCCCUGGCCCACGGGCUUUGACGUCCGCCGCGCGAGUGUCUCAUCUUUCGGAUACGGAGGUACCAACGCACAUCUAGUAAUCGAAUCGAUCGACAGCAUUUGCCCAUGGUACGAACACGGCAAGUCCAAAGCGGUGGCCAAAUACAAUUACCAUGAUGUCGAGCGACCUUUCCUGGUUACCAUGAGUGCUCAUAACGGGCCAACACUCAAGCGCAAUAUCCAAGCGCAUCAGAAAAUCGCAGGCGAUUACCACCUGCCUGAUCUUGCAUACACGCUCAACGAGAGGAGAUCGAAGUUCACCUCACGUGGUUACACCGUUGCUUUCCCCGGCGAGGAAACUAAGGCAUUCGAGACCACCAACUUUUCUUACGGGUCGAAACUAACCAAGACAGCCAACGUUGGCUUUGUUUUAACGGGUCAGGGAGCCCAGUGGGCCCGUAUGGGCUAUGAAGCCAUGCAACAAUUCCCCAGCUUCGCGGACACUAUUGAAGCCCUCAGCCGCGUUCUUCAGCGUAUCGAGCCAAAGCCAACAUGGAAUUUGUGGGACAUCCUCGAGGCACCAGCAGAGACUAGCCGUGUCGGAGAACCUGAGAUCUCACAGCCCAUCUGCACUGCCAUUCAGAUCGCCAUCGUUGACUUGUUUGCAUCCUGGGGUAUCGAGCCCACAGUGACUAUCGGUCAUAGCAGUGGUGAGAUUGCCGCCGCAUAUGCCGCUGGCCGUACUUCAGCCCCUGAGGCUAUCUUGGCUGCCUACUUCCGUGGCCUGGCCGUUGCCAAAGCAGCCCCUGUGGGCACCAUGCUUGCCGUCGGCGUCGGGGCAGACGAGGUCAUUGACUAUGUUAAUUUCCUGUCGCCUGAAGUUGCCCAGCGCGUGACGAUCGCGUGUGAGAACUCGCCGGGCAGCGUCACCAUGAGUGGUAGCCAUGAAGACAUUGCUGCCCUCAAAGAAGUUCUCGACCAGUCCAGCACUUUCGCCAGACAGUUGAAAACUGGCAAGGCUUACCACUCGUCUCAGAUGGAUGCCGUCGCGCCGCUCUAUGCACAGCUCUACGCGAAGGCGCACAAGACUCUUACAGGGGCUCACACGAAAUGGCGCCGUCCUGUUGCCGAAAUGGUAUCAACCGUCACAGGUGCCAUGGUGGAGGCAUCGCACCUGCCGAUCGAUUAUUGGUGCCAGAACCUACGCAGCCGUGUCCUCUUCAACACGGGCCUGCAGGCUCUCGGCAAUGCCCCCGAACUCGCAGACGUCAACAUUCUCAUUGAGAUCGGCCCUCACUCGGCACUAGGUGGUCCGAUCAAGCAGAUUGUCGCUGCUAACAACUUUGAUAUCCAGUAUGUCCCAUCGCUGCUGCGCGGAGCUGACAGUGCUGUUGCCCUGCUCAACGCCGCUGGAGAGCUCUAUCUCCGGGGUCUCGAUAUCGACUUCGGGCUCGUCAACAGUAUCGAGACGUCGAGACCAGCCAUUAUAAACAACAAAAUCCGCGGCGGACCGCACUACCUGCCCGACUUGCCACCUUAUCAGUGGAAUUACGAACGUACGCACUGGUAUCAGCCGCGGGUUAUGGCCGAGCUGCGUGAGUCCCAGCAUCCACGCCACGACAUCCUCGGCCGUAGGAUUUUCGGACUGUCGACGAACGCAUCCACAUGGAAGAAUAUUCUGCGACAGCGGGAUGUGCCGUGGUUCGUAGACCACACACUCGGAACUGAUGUUGUCUUCCCUGCCGCCGGCCACAUGUCCCUAGCGAUCGAGGGGCUUCUCCAGCAACUGGAUCUUUCGCCCGAGGAAGCGGUUGGUGUCAAGUUGCGGGACAUCAAGAUCGAUAAGGCUCUGGUUGUCCCUGAUACCGAUGAUGGCAUUGAGGUACACACUCGUCUUGAGAAGCUGGCAGCGGGAGGAGAUUGGUACACGUUUACCGUCGAGUCUAUAGAUAACGACAUUUGGACGGUGCACAGCACGGGAAAGAUCCAAAAGCGGCCGGCGGAAGCUCCCAGCUUGUUUCUAACAUCCCCUUACCAAGCUAGCCAGCUUCACACUCAGGUUUCUGGGAAGCAAUGGUAUCGCUCUUUCCGCCGGGUUGGGUUCAGGUACGGACCAAACCUUCAAACCAUGACCCAUGUCCGCGCAAACGGCAAGGACCGCGUCGCAUCUGCUGGCAUCAAGAUUCAAACCGAAUGCUCAGCAAUGGAGCACGAGUCCCGCUACAUGCUGCACCCGUCGACCAUCGACGGAUGUCUGCACGCCGUCAUCUCGGCCGUUCAUAAAGGCUUGCACAAGGAGAUGCCGUGGGGAGUGAUCCCCUUGGAGAUUGAAGAAAUGACGCUCAACUUCCCCAGCGAGGACCUGAACGCCGAUGGCCAGUGUACUGCAUGGGCCGAGAGGGCCUGGGACCGGUACUUCUCUGGUAAUCUGUCAUUAUCCGGAGCCUCAGGCAAGCCGUUGAUGGACAUUAAAAACUGGAAGUUUAUAACAUAUGAUGCGGCUGUGCCUCCUAGCCUCACUGAGCCAGGUCCAAGACAACCCUACAGGAUGGUCACGUGGGAGAAGUCCAACGCGGAAGAAGAAGUCUUGAACACCGAACUCGAGAAGAACAGCAACGUCGCCGUAGUGCAUGUAACUGAUGCGUCUCUUCUCGCCCAUGCUUUGUCGGCGGCAGCGGUUCCACUCAGCACCGACGGUGCGUUCGAAAAAGUUGUGGUUGUUGGCUCCGAUGGCUCUGGGGCUUCAACGCCGUUGACCGACGAUGUCGAUGCUUUCGAAAAGAUCGUGAUUGAUGACUCAGAUGGAUCUAUCCUGGCGAGCACUACCGAGAAGAUCUGGGACUCUAUCAAAAAAAUCCUACAAUCUGGUAAACCCAUCGUGUGGGUUACCCGGGGAGCCAACCAGGGCAAGUCAGUCGCCAGCGGCAUUCCCCAGGGAUUUUUGCGCGCCGUGCGCUCGGAAGCUCUCUCAUCAAAAAUUGUUCUGGUCGAUGCCGACGAAGAGACUUCUUUCGAACUAACUGCUGCUCUGGUACAGAACAAGUUGUCGACCGUGGGCUCCCAGGAACCGGGCACUGAUCUCGAAUUCUGGUUGACCAAAGGCUCUAGCGUCCUGGUUCCUCGCCUGGAGACCAAUGACACCCUCAACCAGCGCUUCUUUGCGGAUAACAACCAGCAAAUCGCCACCGCAUCAACUAAAGAGUCGUACAAGGGCAAGAUCGUCGACAACGAGGUUCUCUUCGAGACCCUAUUGUCGUCUGUCAUUGCUCCUGAGCUCGCCCCGCUUGAGGCCGAGAUCCAAGUGACGUUCGCCGAGCUUAGCAAAGAAGACCUCUCCGCCCGUGCUGUUGACCGUGUCCGUAUCAUCACCGGAACCAUCAUUCGCACCGGCAGCGAUCUGGAGGCCAGCCUCCGUGGGAAGACUGUGGUUGCGUUCACCAAGAAGACAUUCGAGACCCGGGCCAUCUCUUCAAUCUUUAGCGUGAUUGACGAUGCAGACCUCAGCAGCCCUGCGGCCGCCAUUCUCCCGCACCUAACAAAAGCCGUCAAUGCAGUCCUUGUAGCAGGAAAUUCCAGCGUCAAUGACCAUGUGCUCGUCCUCCCUUCGACCUCGCACUUCGAGCAGGCGGUCGCUAAGCUCGGCACUUACGUCGGCUUUCAAGUCUCCAAGGCGCCGAAGGACGUGUCCAAGCUGCAGCAGCUGCUGGGAUCUCUAGAUGGCCCGACCAUUGUCGUCGCUGACGCCCAUAGCGCGCUUGUCUCGGAGGCCUGGCGUGCAAUGCCCCGUGGUUCCAAAUUUGUCCUGAGUGAUGUCCCCACGGAUGAUCUGCUGGAUCUGAGACCGUUUGCUCGGGCCGUCACGUUACACAUCUGUGGCGUCUCGGAUGGAUUUGAUUACAACCCAGUCGCCUUGAAGAAGGCACUGGAGGUGAGCGUGGCACUGCUGGCAAAGCUCGGCCCUUCUGCUGGGCCCUCGCUAGAUAUUGAGGAGCUUUCCAACCUGGACAAUGCCCGAAGCCGCAUCGUUGAGAUCAACUCUGGUGUUUUGAGCAUAAACUACGGACAAAGUAAGAUCAAGACACGCAAUGCUCACAAGCCCGUUGUCUUUUCUAACGAGGGUGCUUACCUGCUCGUCGGCUGCCUCGGUGGUCUUGGUCGUAGUCUGACGACAUGGAUGCUUCAAAAGGGCUGCAGAAACUUUGUCUUCCUCUCCCGGUCCGGGACAGCGAAGCCCGAGGCCGCUGAUGUUGUCGCCCGUCUCAAGGAGGCUGGGGCUAACGUCAAGGUGAUGUGUGUAGACGCAAGCAACGAGCAGGCAGUUGCAGACGUGGUAGCAGACGUCUCCGCCAGCCACCCCAUCAAGGGUGUAAUUCACGCCGCUAUGGUGCUUCAGGACGGGCUGUACGAAAACAUGUCCUUCUCCGCCUACCGCGCCGCUUUACAGCCGAAGAUGCAAGCUGCCAUCGCUCUUGACAAGGCGCUCGGCGAUACGCCGCUCGACUUUUUCCUCAUGACGAGCAGCAUCUCGGGCGUGCUCGGCAACCCCGGCCAGGCCAACUACUGCGCAGGUAACAGCUACCUGGACUUCCUCGCCCUCCAGCGCCGCAAGCGAGGCCUCGCCGCGUGUUCGAUCGCGCUCCCCAUGGUCGAGGACGUCGGUGUAGUCGCCGAGAACGCCGCCAUUGCUGAAUCGCUGGCGCGUAAGAUGCCCUUUGGGGUAGACGAGCGCGAGAUGCUCGCGUCCUUCGAAGCCGCCAUCAUCCAGGGCGCACCGUCCAGCAGCGGCGAGGCGGUCCACCUCGGCGAUGUCCAACUUAUCCUCGGCCUCGAGCCCGAGGCCAUGUUGGUUGCGAUGGAGGGCUUGGACCUCUCGGACGCUUUCUGGCAUCAGGACGCACGCAUGAGGUCUGUGCGGCAAGCCCUCGAGGCCCUCACGGCCGCGGCUGGAAAGGCCGGUGGGCAACAAGAUGGUGCUGGCGCGGGCUUCACCAGCACCCUCGCUGGCCUGCCAGAGGAGGAAGCACUCAACGCUAUCGGGUUGCACGUCAUUGAGCGCGCGGCGCGCAUUCUUGGAUCGCAAGCUGACAGCUUCCAGCUAGACGGGGUGUCAGUCGCAAGCCACGGUGUGGACUCGAUGAUUGGUGUUGAGUUACAGAGCUGGUUGUUCAAGGAGUUUGGCCUGCGAAUGAGUGUCCAAGUGUUGUCAAACCCAAAGACGACGUUUGCGGGCUUGGCGAAGACUGUCGCGGAGCAGAUCGGCGUUCUGCAAGCCGUGUAG
Molecule: messenger RNA, 6492 nt
Organism: Truncatella angustata
Lineage: Eukaryota; Fungi; Ascomycota; Sordariomycetes; Amphisphaeriales; Sporocadaceae
Product: putative polyketide synthase
Exons: 7
Coding region: 1-6492 (2163 amino acids)
Biological process (GO): fatty acid biosynthetic process; secondary metabolite biosynthetic process
Molecular function (GO): fatty acid synthase activity; phosphopantetheine binding; 3-oxoacyl-[acyl-carrier-protein] synthase activity
Source: RefSeq, a predicted model, not a curated record